UGAGCUGAGCUGUCCCAGAACAUUUCCAACCAACAUGGUCAAGAUCACCUUCUACGAGGAUCGGAACUUCCAGGGUCGUUCCUAUGAGUGCAACUCUGACAAUCCAGACAUCUCUACCUAUCUGAGUCGCUGCAAUUCCAUUAGAGUAGAAAAUGGGAAUUGGAUUCUCUAUGAACAUCCCAAUUACAGAGGAAACCAGUACUUCCUUAGGAAAGGAGAAUAUCCCAACUUUCAACAAUGGAUGGGAUUUAACGACUCCAUAAGAUCUUGUCGUCUUACUCCACAGCAUCGUGGUCCAUUCCAGUUGAGGAUCUAUGAAAGACAAGAUUUCCGAGGUCAGAUGAUGGAGUUCACUGAAGACUGUCCUAAUGUCUAUGAGCAAUUCCGUUACCAUGACAUCCAUUCAUGCCAUGUGCUUGAUGGCCAUUGGGUUUUCUAUGAAGAGCCCAACUACAGAGGACGUCAGUAUUACCUGAGACCAGGAGAGUACAGGAAAUACACUGACUGGGGAGCUAUGAACCCCAGAAUUGGAUCCUUCAAAAGAGUUCAGUAUUAUUAGAGAAAGUACAAACUACAGAUUUGUUUCCUUCAUGAAAUAAAAUGAAAAAUCUUA
This is a messenger RNA of Spea bombifrons (plains spadefoot toad), 613 nucleotides long. RefSeq names its product gamma-crystallin 1-like. The transcript is spliced from 3 exons. NCBI's taxonomy places the organism in Eukaryota, Metazoa, Chordata, Amphibia, Anura, Pelobatidae. The record is from RefSeq and is a predicted model, not a curated record. Gene Ontology annotation, molecular function: structural constituent of eye lens. Bases 35 to 559 code for a protein of 174 amino acids. Gene Ontology annotation, biological process: lens development in camera-type eye; visual perception.